Molecule: messenger RNA, 2097 nt
Organism: Erigeron canadensis
Lineage: Eukaryota; Viridiplantae; Streptophyta; Magnoliopsida; Asterales; Asteraceae
Product: vacuolar protein sorting-associated protein 53 A-like
Exons: 21
Coding region: 22-2097 (691 amino acids)
Biological process (GO): retrograde transport, endosome to Golgi
Cellular component (GO): GARP complex
Source: RefSeq, a predicted model, not a curated record
UUAUUGGGCAUCGAGCCGCUUAUGCAGAAAAUACACAGUGAGAUCCGUGUUGUGGAUGCUGAAAUUCUUGUAGCCGUCCGCCAACAGAGUAAUGCAGGUACCAAAGCAAAGGAGGAUCUAGCUGCAGCUACACAUGCUGUAGAGGAACUCAUGUAUAAGGUUAGAGAAAUUAAAACAAAAGCCGAGCAAAGUGAAACAAUGGUUCAAGAAAUAUGUCGUGAUAUUAAGAAGCUGGAUUGUGCAAAGAAGCACAUAACAACCACCAUCACGGCCCUCCACCGUCUUACCAUGCUAGUCUCUGCAAUCAAGCAACUUCAAGUUAUGGCUUCAAAACGACAAUAUAAAGAAGCUGCUGCACAGGUAGAGGCUGUCAACCAGUUAUGCAGUCAUUUUGAUGCCUACAGAGAUAUUCCGAAAAUCAUUGAGCUAAGAAACAAGUUUAUGAACAUUAAACAAGUUCUCAAGUCUCACGUGUUCUCUGAUUUCUCAAGCUUAGGUACAGGAAAAGAGGCAGAUGAAGGUAAUCUGCUGCAGCAAUUAUCAGAUGCUUGCUUGGUAGUUGAUGCGCUGGAGCCAUCGGUAAGGGAGGAAUUGGUGAAGAAUAUCUGCAACAAAGAGCUUAUCUCUUAUCAACAGAUAUUUGAAGGAGCCGAAUUGGCAAAGUUAGAUAAAACAGAGAGGAGAUAUGCUUGGGUGAAACGCCGAUUAAGAACAAAUGAGGAGAUUUGGAAAACUUUUCCUGCUUCAUGGCAUGUUGAUUACCUGAUGUGUAUCCAAUUCUGCAAAAUGACCAGGACACAACUUAUGGAGAUCUUAGUAACCUUGAGAGAGAAGCCUGAUGUUGGAACACUACUGAUGGCAUUACAACGGACAAUUGAAUUUGAGGAAGAGUUAGCAGAGAAAUUUGGUGGCAGUUGUAGUACCAAAAGUGUUGCAAAUGACUUUGAAGAUGUAGAUAAAGUGGAAAAUAGUAAUCAAAUUGUGAUGGAUAUAAAAAAGAAAUACGAGAGAAAACUAGUUGCACAUCAAGGAAACCCGGAUGAUGAUAAAGAUUCGGCUGUACCUGGAGCUGGGUUCAAUUUCCAUGGCAUUAUAUCAUCUUGCUUUGAACCACACUUGAUGGUAUAUGUGGAAUUGGAAGAAAAAACUCUUAUGGACCACCUAGAGAAGCUUGUUCAGGAUGAAAGAUGGGAUAUGGAUGAUGGAAGUCAUACUAAUAUAUUAUCCAGUAGCAUGCAGGUCUUUCAAAGAGUUCUUAGAGCUUACGCUGCAAAGCUUCUCAUGAAGCUGCCUAAAGGUGGCAUGGGGAUUGUUGCAGCUGCCACGGGUAUGGAUGGACAUAUUAAGACAUCUGAUAAAGAUGAAAGGCUGAUAUGCUAUGUUGUAAAUACGGCAGAAUAUUGUCAUAAAACGGCUGGUGAGUUAGCUGAAAAUGUCUCAAAAAUAAUAGAUUCUCAGUUGGCCGAUUCAGUGGAUAUGACAGAAGUUCAGGAUGAAUUCUCAUCGCUUAUAACAAAAGCACUAGUAACAUUAGUCAAUGGUGUGGAAACCAAAUUUGAUACUGAAAUGGUUGCGAUGGCGCGUGUUCCAUGGGGUACACUUGAAAGUGUCGGAGAUCAAUCAGAGUAUGUCAAUAGCAUAAAUAUGAUCAUCAGUGGCAGUGUUCCCAUACUUGGAAGCCUUCUUUCUCCAAUUUACUUUCAGUUCUUCUUAGACAAGCUUGCAUCAUCCCUAGGUCCACGCUUCUACGUCAAUAUCUUCAAAUGCAAGCAUAUAUCAGAAACCGGAGCUCAACAAAUGCUGUUGGAUACUCAAGCUGUAAAGACAAUACUUUUAGACAUUCCAUCCCUUGGGAGACAGACAUCGGGAGCUGUUGGCUAUGCAAAAUUCGUAACCCAUGAGAUGGGAAAAGCUGAAGCACUCUUGAAGGUUAUAUUGUCCCCCCUUGAUUCUGUGGCAGAUACAUAUGGAGCACUUCUGCCAGAUGGAACACCUUCAGAGUUUCAAAGAAUUCUAGAGCUCAAGGUUUAUAGUGAAUCAUUAUUUACUAAUAUCCCUCUACCUAAUCUGUUCAUUACUAAUGUCAUGCAACCAUAG